Messenger RNA from Penicillium diatomitis, 1599 nucleotides. RefSeq names its product Zn(II)2Cys6 transcription factor domain-containing protein. Bases 1 to 1599 code for a protein of 532 amino acids. Gene Ontology annotation, molecular function: DNA-binding transcription factor activity, RNA polymerase II-specific; zinc ion binding. Gene Ontology annotation, biological process: regulation of DNA-templated transcription. Lineage: Eukaryota; Fungi; Ascomycota; Eurotiomycetes; Eurotiales; Aspergillaceae. The transcript is spliced from 2 exons. The record is from RefSeq and is a predicted model, not a curated record.
AUGUGCGCAUACCACACUAUGCACUCAAACAUGAAUUAUCGCCAGUCUCGCCGAUCGGCAUGCGACCGCUGCCGUGGUUUCAAACUUCGAUGUGAGCGCGAUCACGCCUCGAAUAGAUCGUGUGAGCGGUGCCUGAAAGCGCAAGCCGUGUGCACUACGAGCCUCAGCCACCCCGUCUCGACUCUUUCGCAGUCAAGCUCAACUGAUCACACGUUAUCGAGCCAAUAUGUGGGGGGUACACUGGGGUAUGAUCGGCUCUAUCUGAACGCUCUUCACAAAACAACCGCGUCAAGGGUGAAGAAACACGCCACCUCGUCAAAUACGUUUCGAUUCCAUGCGAAUCAAGAAGUUGAUCCAUGGACUACUUGUGAGCCUUGGAUCAGCUCCUGGGCUAACAACACUGUCCCGUCGCCUUACGCCUACUGGCCGCUUGAGCGGACUGACACCGAUCAUUCUCCGACUACAGGGAUGGAAUCAAUUGCACCUUCCAAUGGGAAUUUUAACUACCAAGAACAGACUCUAAGUUUGGAGCAAUUGCAACCCUAUGGUUAUUACGACAUUCGAAACGAACAUAUCAGUGUAUCUGCUAGCGACACCAUCUCCAGUCUGCAAUCUUCCUUAUCACGACAGAUUCAGCCUGAAAUUGAGAAGAUCGAACUGAUUGACGGGAUUGAUAACUCUAUUUCUUCAACCAACAACGAGGGAGCAACCCCAGAUGACUCUCCGCUGUACUCUGCCAAGCUUUCGCCCGCCGUCGACCUGAAUGCAGUGCAAAGAAGAUUGCUCCGUCUCAGUCUUGCAAUCUUGGACGAUAUCGAUUCCCUGGAGACAGAUGAGGGCUCUGUUUACACUAUGGAGACUUGCAUCAACUCCACCAAUGAUCGGCUCGAUGAUCUGAUCCUACGAAUGCUGACACAUUCAACUGAGCUCCUCACGAUUCUGAACUUUGAUUCCGCGGCCACAAAUGAUCAUUUGUCUUUGUCUUUCACCAAAUAUCUGGGACAGUGGAGUCCUUGCGCGCAGCUGUGGUCGACAGAUCAAUUCAUAUCGACCGAAGGGCUGGUUAUAGGAAGAGCACCUCCCCUUGUCAAUUCCGGACAUACAACACCAAGAAGCCCAUCGCCAGCCGCAGCAGGAACGGUCAUGUCACCUGAGAGAGUUUGCAUCUACUUAUCGAUGCUCACAGCCUACCAAAAGUUGAUUCGCUUUCAUCACAUUGUUUAUUCCGAACUGAAUAAGUUCAUUAUCAAUGCCGAUUUCUUGGGGGAAAUGGAGAUAUGCUUUCCUCGGUCCUUAUCAUUCAUUCAAACUGCAUUGAGUUCCAACGAGGGCGUCCAGCUUCAGUUACAAGCACUGGUACACGCGUUCAGCAACCUCCUUGACAAGCUUCAGUCUGGCCUGCAAUCUCAGUUUAAUAUGUGUGGGGGUGCUAACAGAAGUAAUCACUCAAGCCCAUCGUCACUGGAUCAUUGUGGUCUUGCUUUCAUCCAUGAAUUUCUCACAAAGCAGGACGGUAUUGACCCAAAUGAUGGGUUGCAGGAGAAGUUGAACACCUUGAACAAUCUUGUGCUUGGAUCGUCUGUGACUUGGGAUACAUAA